CCGGCCGGAGACAGUUGAGGCUCGCGCGGGCUCCUCCACGGCACACAAACAAAACUGAGCAGGAAUGAGUUACUGAAGUUCUGAAGUGAGAAGUUACAUUUUAAUUUGUUUUUUUUUUAUGUUUGGUUUUGAAAGUAUAAGUUCGUAAUCCACGCAGUACCGCUGUGAGCACCAUGGAUAUAGCAGCUACCCAAGCGAUCGUCACGUGUCUGUCGUUCCUUCUAGCGGCUUCCUUUGGUUCCGCUGGUCGCAACUCGGCAACGCCGUACUUCGGGAAGCUGAUAGGGACGUUGCAAGAAUACGCACACAAGAUCAAGGGAACGGCGUACGCGGUUGACGAGAGCACCAUAUUCAUCAAGGGCUUCAACUACGACGGGACAGGCCCAGAUGCUUUCUUCUGGGUUGGCAACAGCACGAGGCCCUCCCCUGAAGGUUACAUCGUCCCUUACCCUGAGGACUACAAAGGGAGGGACCCGCCCGUCCUGAAAGCGUUCAACAACAGUGACGUCGUGUUGCGUCUGCCAAUGGGGAAGCGCAUUCGAGACAUACGGUGGCUGUCCGUCUGGUGCCGGCGGUUCACGGUCAACUUCGGGGACGUCUUCAUCCCGAACAACUUGGAGGUUCCCAAGCCGCGGGUGUUGCCUGAGUUCAAGAGGCUAGCACAUGGGCUGAGAUCAGGCAACAUCAGCGUGCUGGAUGCCAAGACAUUCUACAUUCCCAACCUACACUAUGAUGGAGCUGGACCGGAUGCAUACUUCUGGGUUGGUAAUGGCACAGAACCCAGUCCCCUGGGCAUCAAGGUGCCCAGUGAGAUGGGUAGUUUGGACCCACUGCGCGGAUACCAGGGAGAGGACAUAGAGAUUCAGCUUCCAGGGAAUCUCACGGUAUACGACAUUGACUGGCUGGCCGUGUGGUGUGUGCAGUAUAGACAUAACUUCGGUCACGUGCUCAUACCAAAGGAUCUUGAUGUGCCGCCUGCAAUGGGGCAGACCAAAAUCACUACGAGCAGUACGACAUCAGAUCCAGCAGCAGAGCGGUCCCUCAACUGUCGGCAGCUGCUGAAUGAGCGUCUGCAGGUGCAGUGGGAGUUGCAGGGUGACAUGGUACAGAUUCAGCUGGCUGCUCGAAUGAGAGAGGACCAGUACAUGGCAUUCGGCCUCAGUGGAGAGCAGGGGCGCUCCUACAUGAUUGGUGGAGAUGUCGUUGUGGCAUUCUAUGACAGUGAGCGAGGCACAUUCCGUGUCGAGGACUACUACAUGACAGCCACAGCUCAGUGCGAUGGGAAGAGUGGCGUAUGUCCGGAUGAGCGUCUUGGUGGGCGCAAUGAUGCAGUUUUGGUGUCUGGAGAACGAAAGAAUGGCGUGACUACGAUUGUGUACAGGCGACCGCUUCAGACCAAUGAACCAAUCAAUGACCGAGCCAUUCCCACUGAUGUAGAAGUGAGUGUCAUAGCUGCUAUAGGACCUCUCAACAGCCGAAAGGAAGCAAAUGCCCAUGCCACUCCUGACAGAACAGCUGAUGAUAUUCGUAUUGACUUUAGCAGCAAGAGUGACCAUGCAUGUACCAUGUCACUCUUUGAUCUUCCGGAUGAAGAUGAACUGAAGCCUUGGCCAUCUGCAAUCAUUACAGGAGAGACUGUAUUCUCAGCUCGCAUUGGACCUACAGGGGGGAAGAGGGGCUACACACCAAUCACAGGCCAACCAUCUUGGGGGAUUGCUUGGUACAUUAACGAUAUGCUGAUCCCAGAAAUAUAUGUAGAACGAGGACAGACCUACACGUUCAUAGUGGAAGGUGGAAAUGACCGAACCAAUCCUGCACGGUAUCAUCCUUUCUACAUAACAGACAGCAGUGAGGGUGGUUUUGGCCAGAAGUCUGAAGCCGAGCAGAAGAAGCAGCGUGUGUUCGCAGGUGUACGAUAUGAUGCAGAAGGGUACCCAUAUCCCACAGCAGCUGGUCGGUAUUGUGAAUGGGCGCACACAACUGUUGACCGCUCAGCAGAAAUGGAGACGUUUCUUGAAUACCUGAGCACAUUGCGACUGGUGUGCGAUAAUGGUGAGCCUGCCUACCUCAACUGGACUGUAGCACCAGAAACACCAGAUCUUUUGUACUAUCAGUGUUACACGCACAAUAACCUGGGCUGGAAGAUCCAUGUUGUGGACAUGGGGUACCGCUCCCAGCGAAAUGGCGCCAGUGCUGCAGAUAUGGCAGUCCUGAGCGCAGCUCUCUCCCUCUUUACUGCAGUGGUGACUGGUCUGGUCAGGUGAAGUGUGCAGUUGCUGCACCGCAUUGUUAAAGUGCUCCUUGUUACAGUAAAGUAUUUAUGUCAAGAGCCUGCUGGAAAAGUUUUAAUGUUGUUAGAUGGACAGGCAACCCAGCCUGAUGGUGGUUAGUGUUAUAGUACUGGCUGUGAGCAGCACGGAGCUCAGAUAACAAACUCACUGACCAAAGAGUACGAGCUAGUUCCUACUGGCCACCUUCAGGUUUCAUGAACUGUUGUUGUUUUAAAGCUAAUUCAUAAUUGCAGUUCAGUCCAUUUCUUCUCACUGUGAGCAGACAAUAAGAAACACAAACUGACUCUACAUGUGACAGAUGACAAUAACAAGUGAAAUGUUGUAUUUGAGAGAAUUUAUUUAUAUUAUGGCUGGAAACUAAGCCAGUUAAGUCCCAGCACAGAUGCAGCCACAGUAGAACAGUUGGAAGCAUUGUUCAGGCUCUCUUAGUGCAUGCUUACAUAUCCAACAAAUAUGGGAGAGAUGUAACUAUUGUAAUUCAUUAUGAUCCUAUAGCAUUAUUUUUUUACUGCCUUGCUUUCAGAGUCUCUUUGUUUAGAAAUAAGCUCUUGUGCUGAAAUCGUUUUGAGACUUUGCUCCUUGAAUAUCUCUGAGUAGGACUGAGGGAAUUUAGGGUGGUUUCUGUAAACUGCAACCCUGCAAUAGGAGUGCUGCUUAUUACUGUUCAUACUGAGAUCAAACAAAGAGACAAUUUUGAUCUGUGUUGGCAGUAUUGUGCUCACACCCCACCCAUUAACUAGCUGCAUGGAGCAGAGUUCUCGAGGAACUGAUAGUUGCUCAGCUAGUCAAGGAAGUCCUCACUUUCAGUGGAUCCUAAACGUUCAUUGCCCUGUUCACAACAGCCCAUUGCUAGAGCCUAUUCUUGAAUCCAGUCCAUACCAUCACUCCCUAUAUCAUUAAGAUCCAUUUCAAUAUUUUCCUGCCAUCUAUUUCUAGGCCUGCAAAGUGAUCUCAAGUGAUCUCUUUCCAACAGGUUUCCAGACCAAUAGUUUAUACAUUCUAUUUAUGUGCUGUUUAUAACAGUAAUGAGGCAUUCUGCAAUGGCAUACUAACUGUCCUGGAAAUAUAUUCAGGAUGCCCAUAUGCUGGAAAUGUAAAGGGACAAAUUGACACCUUACUGUGUUCACAGAUUGGGCUCUUUAUGGCUUAAAGGCACUAUGGGCAGUUUGUGGAAGGGCACAUGCAGCAGAUAUUGAAAGGAAUGUUACAGGAACAUAAAGAAUCUACAAUAUGUGCAAUAAUAUACCAUAUCAAUACCAUUUUAGUUCAUGUGUAUUGUUUCAUUUUUAUUAAUUUAUUGUUUUGUUGCUUGUGUUUAUCACAUUUUGUAUUUGAGCUUUAUAUUCAUUAUCAUUAUGUUGCUUUUAUCAUUUAUUUUUAUAAACUUGAUUACUGUUGAGUAACAGGAGGUUCUUAAGGUUUGAGGUUAUGACAGGUGUGAAGAUUCAUGUUGUGGUCUUCUGGAUCAUGACAUAGUUAGUGCUGCCUGGUAUGUUCAAUAUUUUGGAAGAACACACUUCAACCUUGAAGAUGGUGGCAUCACAUUCCUCUAAAAUAUUGGUAACUAUCUACUACAUGACAUCAUGACCUAGAAGACUAGAACAGAAAGAAAAUCUUAUCUAAGAAUGUGGACAACAGAACUCGCCCAAAUGACAAUGCAGAGGAACACAGCUAGUGUAUUUGUAUGCUAGUUCAGGUGAAACUGAUAGAAAAUGUAUUGUAGUUAAUAUUAACAGACAUCUUUUGAAGUGGUAACUGGUUAUUAACACUCUCCAAAAUAAAAUAUAAGUUCUUAAAGUGUCUACAUAUAAUAUUAGAGAGAAGAAUAUAUGUGUAACUGGUGAAAGAUGUGUUCUAAGAGCUAUAAAUUGAUGGCCUGGGUUUGACCACUGCCGUGAGAUGUAGAAUAUUCUCAUCCCGUGGAUACAAGCCAAGUUUGCACUUGACCAUUUGUCCCUUGCUGUUACCAAGAUCUGAGAUUCUCUUUAUGCCUUGAGGGCAUGAUGCUUUGACUCAGAGAUGUAAGCUUUUUUUUCCCCCCUUACUUGCAUACCCCUUUGAACUCCUUGACAUAAGAAUUGUUACAAAUAUAUAUACUCAAACACUGUGGUCUUCUGGGGAUAUACCACAAUGUAGUAAAGAUAAAGCCAAAUGCUUCAGAGGAACAUAUCACCUCUAUCUUCAGGACUGAAGAAUAAGA
Cryptotermes secundus is the source of this 4491-nucleotide messenger RNA. Its product is annotated as protein Skeletor, isoforms B/C. Bases 174 to 2264 code for a protein of 696 amino acids. The record is from RefSeq and is a predicted model, not a curated record. The transcript is spliced from 12 exons. NCBI's taxonomy places the organism in Eukaryota, Metazoa, Arthropoda, Insecta, Blattodea, Kalotermitidae.